Penicillium soppii is the source of this 486-nucleotide messenger RNA. RefSeq names its product 60S ribosomal protein uL16. The coding region runs from base 1 to 486 and encodes 161 amino acids. NCBI's taxonomy places the organism in Eukaryota, Fungi, Ascomycota, Eurotiomycetes, Eurotiales, Aspergillaceae. The record is from RefSeq and is a predicted model, not a curated record. Gene Ontology annotation, biological process: ribosomal large subunit assembly; translation. Gene Ontology annotation, molecular function: structural constituent of ribosome. The transcript has a single exon. Gene Ontology annotation, cellular component: ribosome; cytosolic large ribosomal subunit.
AUGGCUAAUCUCCCCGUUCUUCUCAAAAGAUAUCUCGUCAAAGUUGCCGGCAAAGAGACAUUCCACAUGCGCGUCCGAGCUCACCCUUACCAUGUAAUCCGAAUCAACAAGAUGUUAAGCGUUGCUGGUGCGGAUCGUUUACAAACGGGAAUGCGAGGCGCAUUCGGAAAGCCAGCUGGCAAGGUGGUUCGAGUAACCGUGGGCCAGAUUCUGCUUUCCGUGCGAACAGUCGAUCGCCAUCGAGUGACUGCAGUGGAGGCGCUGCGUCGCUCUAUGUAUAAGUUCCCUGGUCGGCAAAAAGUGGUUGUUAGCAAGAUGUGGGGCUUCACUUCUUUACCACGAGCUGAGUAUUUGCGGUUGAAGGAAGAAGGCUUGUUGCGGAAUGAUGGUUCAUAUGUCCAGUUCUGUCGGCGGAAGGGAGAGGUGAAAGAGAACAUGAAGAAUUUCCCACAGGCAUACAGUCCCCCUGUGGAGAUGCGUAUAUGA